AUGGCUGAUCGCGAUGAAUGCAAGAGAUCCCUCCGAAGAUAUGAACUGGAAGCGUAUUCAUCGGUGGUUACGGCUCUCAGAGCUCAGGGAGACCUCAAUAAAGACAAACGAAAGAUACUUCAGGACUUGUGCUCAAUAAUAGUCACUCAAUUGGUCCUCAACUUCUUGUUCGGUGUCUAUUACGCCAAUCAACAGAUUACCGGAAUAAAUGAAUAUCGGGGUAAAGUGGCCAACAAUUGA
Medioppia subpectinata is the source of this 240-nucleotide messenger RNA. The record is from the annotation of a GenBank genome assembly. NCBI's taxonomy places the organism in Eukaryota, Metazoa, Arthropoda, Arachnida, Sarcoptiformes, Oppiidae.